Molecule: messenger RNA, 1993 nt
Organism: Myxozyma melibiosi
Lineage: Eukaryota; Fungi; Ascomycota; Lipomycetes; Lipomycetales; Lipomycetaceae
Product: putative methyltransferase-domain-containing protein
Exons: 2
Coding region: 83-1993 (636 amino acids)
Source: RefSeq, a predicted model, not a curated record
UAAAAGAUAAUCUAUCGAAACCGGAAAGCUUGUGCUUCGACUGAUUUCUGUUCACGAUGUUCUUCACAGAAGCAAGAAAUCCAUGUCUGAUCCCUCGCGAGAUCUGCAGCGUCUUGCACUCGAGAUCAAAGGUGCGAACGCCGACCCAGCAGACCGAUUCACGCGAUGGGCCGUUCUGCUGCGGGCGUUCGCGGCGUGGAAGGCUCGCAAUUGGGACUAUUUCGAGUAUCCACCGCUUGAUCUGCGCAGUUUGACAAAGUCUGGACCGCGUGGGGUGGCUACGAAUCUGAAAGGGAACGGCAGACAGGCGGAGUAUGAGCUUUGUCUUUUGCUUGAUUUACUUCCCAAGCCUGCUGCUGCGGACGGCGACGACGACAGCGGCAUGGAUGACGAGAGCAGGUUUAUGAGAACUCUGACAUAUAUCCUGCGUGCGGAAUGCUGCUUUGAUCGGGAUAAGCCUGUGAUGGCAAUGCGGGACGUCGAGUCUGCUACGCUGCUGCUGCUGGCUACUGAGCUUGAAUUAGAGCUCACGGCGCAUGACUCGGUUCUGCUGUCCCUGCAGCGGGCAGUUUUGGAUAAUUUACACCCUCUGGGGAGAUGCACUGUGGACAAUCAAGCAAUUGCGCGAGUUUUGAUCUCACCAACUUUUAUCGCGUCGUUCAAGGGCUUGCUCUUGCACUCGACAGAGGCACUUACUUCAGAGUCCGGCAGCAUGAAGUUCUACAGCAAUCAUCAAAAAUCAAUCAUGGACGAGCGACGCGCGCGGUUGAUGACGCGCUGGGGUGGCAUGCUGUUCCGGCUCAUGGUCUGCGACCCGUUCCCUGCGUCUCAGGUGGAGUAUAUUCCGUCGUCGUCAACCGAAAAGGAGAGAGCUGCGGUGACGGUACAUCUAGCGAUCGUCAACGAGAUGAACCUGUUCCCGCGGGAUCUGAUUCCGCCGGGAAUGCAGUUGCGAGUGAGCGUUGCGGUUUUGGACGGACAGCGCGAGAUGAGGUUGAGCGAGCGAUUUUUAGCGCAUGAGGUUAAGAUCAGUUCUGAAUUGUUGGAUUUUUAUUACCCUGGUUUGUCGUUUAAUGGCUUUUAUGGCAGUAGUAAAGGUGCCGCGUCCUUCUGUUUGGUGGAAAAGAACGCCGACGGAAGGCAGGAAGACAAGGAAGUAGAGGAGGUGUAUCUACAAUUCUCGCUUGCGAAUAUUGAUUCUGAGGCGCCUGAAUUGCUCGUCGUGCCAUUGAUUCUUGGGCCUUUCCAGGUCUCAAGCUGUCUAAGUGCGCAGACUGAAUCUCAGCAGCUGUCUGCUAUGCGGCCGAUCUACAUCUCAGAGACGGAAUUUGUGCCAGUCAAAGAGUCGGUGUCCGAUAUUCCUGGGAAAGUGUGGGACUCGGCGUUCUUUGUCUCUUCUGCAGUCUACGAGCACUACUGCACUCUUAAACAGCAACAGGACAGAAGACGGCCGAUCAGUAUCCUCGACCUGUCAACCGGCAACGGCGCGGUCGGAUUAUCGACACUGACGAGAAUACUACGACAGAAAACCAGCACCAAAGACGACGAUAUCCCGCGUCUGACACUGACCGACCUCGACGAGGCACUGCCGCUGAUUCGUGAGAAUACAAUGGUUGCCGCCGGCUUGAAUCCGCAGCAGCGCGAAUUUGAGAAAUACGUUGAUAUCAGGGAGUAUACAUGGGGAGCGAAGAGCGAGGCGCUUGCUUUUGCGCCGUUUGAUGUUGUUCUUGCCUGUGAUUUGAUUUACGAGAAUGAAUUCUUCGCCGACCUGGUAACCUCCCUCGAACAACUCUGUACACCCGGCCUCACGACGAUAUUCGUCGGGUACAAGGACCGCGGGCUAACCGCGAACGAAAAAGACGAGAUCUUUGGAGUUUUGCAAACAAAGUUCUUGACCGAGCGGGUUACUCUAAAGUCGGUGGUCGCGCCCGGGUUUGGCGCGGUUUCGAAUGAUGAUGUAGGCGUUGAAGUGUGGAAGCUUUGGCGGGUGUAA